Molecule: messenger RNA, 4816 nt
Organism: Lutzomyia longipalpis
Lineage: Eukaryota; Metazoa; Arthropoda; Insecta; Diptera; Psychodidae
Exons: 5
Coding region: 130-4671 (1513 amino acids)
Biological process (GO): proteolysis
Cellular component (GO): membrane; extracellular region
Molecular function (GO): serine-type endopeptidase activity; protein binding; chitin binding
Source: RefSeq, a predicted model, not a curated record
AGCGGAGAAGUUUUCAGUCGCGAUCAGUUCACAUUCGAUCGCAAAGCAAUACAAAAGGAUCUACAAGUUUUUUAUUGAGUGAAGUGAAAAGUUUUAUUUUUGUGAGGAAUUUUACUUUUGUGUACAAGGAUGAAGUGUCCAUGGACACUGUUGGUGAUCCUCGUGGAGAUCGUAGCUAUAUCCCAAGCGAUCUACGAUCCAGCUGAUGGAGGUGUUAAAAAUCGCCCAAUUGUGCGUGAACCGCUCAACAGGAGACCACCCUUUGAGCGUCUUCAGGAAGCCCCGACUACUGUGCCAGCAGUAACGAUCCACGAUCAGUACAGUCAGGUGUCGAUGCAACGAUCAGGAAGAAAUUUUGGUCGUAGCGAUAGUUCACAUGUGAUGAGAAUAGCUAGGCCUGGAUCGCAACAGGUGCCUGUUUCUCAACCUGCUCAAUCAGAGGACGAUCGAAGGGAGCCUCUAGCCCAAUUCCAACUGCAGCGUCCCAUGCAGGCUGCUCCAUCUACGCUACAGUCGCGUUUCCAGGGCGACGACAAGGAGAAUGAAGUUGGAGUGAGUUAUGGAACAGAAUGCCCAGCUUAUGCAACUGGACAGUUUCCCUAUGUGAUGGAUUGUCGGCAGUUCCUAAAUUGCUGGAAGGGUCGUGGGUACAUUCAGAGCUGUCCACCGGGGACACUCUUCAAUCCUGAAACAAGUGCAUGCGAUAAUCCAUCCAAAGUAACUUGCGUUACCUUUGACACAGCACCACAUCAGCAGGAAUUCCCAUCCCGGCAGAGACCCUCAAGUAGGCUUCAGUUUCCACCACGGGAAGAUCCUUCGUCAAUCCAGGGAAGAUUCGGUGACAACCCUCAAGGUGAGCCUAAAUGCGCUCCAGGAUCGUCAGGAUUGACUGAGCAUCCCUACGAUUGCACAAAGUUCCUCAAUUGCGCCAAUGGUGUUACCUACAUUCAAGAUUGUGGACCAGGAACUGUCUUCAAUCCCAUCUUUAGCAUCUGCGACUGGCCACACAAAGUCGACUGUGGCUCAAAAUCAUCCCCGGAUAAUCAAUCUGGAAAUAGGCAGCCAGAUUACGGAGAAGGAAAGAUUGAUAUGAGAACUGAUCCUGAUGAUGAUCUCUCAGGAGCUGGAAGUUAUUCUCGAGGAACCUACAGUAGACCACAGUAUGCCAGUCAGUCUAGGAGAGGCACAACGGAGAAUCCACAGUCUGUUUUAGUUCCGUCGAUGGAACUGGAGCCACCGAAAGGGAAUCCUUAUGAUCGGACUAAAGGAUCGAGGACUUUUGGUGGAAAUAAUCCUCAAACUCAGGAGAAUCAACCAGGAUACGGACGUGGACAAGAUCCUGGUUACGGACGUGGACAAGAUCCUGGCUAUGGACGUGGACAAGAUCCUGGUUACGGACGGGGUCAAAAUCCUGAGUAUGGACGUGGUCAAAGUCCUGAGUAUGGACGUGGUCAAAAUCCUGAAUACGGACGUGGUCAAAAUCCUGAAUACGGACGUGGUCAAAACCCUACGUAUGGACGUGGUCAAAACCCUACGUAUGGACGUGGUCAAAACCCAACAUACGGCCGUGGUCAAGAUGAUGAUGAAGGACAACAGCAGGAGCCUAUAUUUGGACAAGGUCAGAACCCUGGCAAUCAACCAGGAUUCAGACCUUCACCUCAAGGCAGUUCCAGUGGAACAUUACCGGUUUACAAUCGGCAAGGAGGUGUCAGUAGUUCCUACAAUCCUCAAGCUGUUGAGAUUCCUUCGCUGGAUCUUCAACCUCCGAUGGAAUCUGAGAAACCAGGACAGCAAAGUUCACGACAGUACCCCAUCUACGUACGUCCAGGAACUCAAAAUCCUCAAUCUGGGACUCCUUCAGAUACUCUUCAACCUCCACCAUAUCCAACUCAAGAUGGCCGUCAAGAUGGCCGACAAGAUGGACGCCAAUACCCUCAAUCCAGCCAUAGUAGAGGAGGUGAUAAUGAUCAAGAUUCCAGCAGAACCUUCGUGAUCGGCCUUAUUCCUCCACCAACUCAGAAUCAGGGUCGUGAAAAUACAAAAUGGUCAGAUUCAGAGCAGAGGGUAGUCAAUCAGUGGCAGCUUCCAUGGCAAGAUACGUCAACGGAAAAAGCAGAAGAGGCCACAACUUUCUUCCCCAGCUACAAUCGGAAGUUCUACAAUCAGCAAAAUGCAGCUCCGACAUCUCAAGCCCAGCAAACUCAAAUUCCCGUCAGUGAGGCUCUUCAGGCUCUCUUGAGGCCCUACAUGCGAGGAUCCCAUAGCUCUCAAGUUGAUUUAACGAAUCUCACGGGAAUGCUCACAACAACCUUACCACCUAUGGUUGGGGAGCAGGAGGGAUUGAAUCAGGGAGGAGCGUGGGUGCCACAUCCCCAAGGGCCAACAGAGUCAGGAGAACUUCCGGAUGGGACAGUUAUGCCUCCAGGGCACAGUCUUGAGUGGCACAGGGCGCAUCCAAAUGUUCCCCUUCCUGGUCAGCACAAUCACGACCGUUUACCGGACGGAAGUUACGUGCCACCUGGUCAUAGCCUCGAAUGGCAUCGUGCACAUCCGGACGUUCCCCUUCCUGGGCAGCAACACAGUCAUGGUGGUCAUCAUGGGCGCUUCCAUGGGCAUCAUCAUAGUCACCACCAUGGCCAUCAUCACGGACAUCACCACAGCCAUCAUCGGCCGAACCAUAGACAUCGCGGCAGGGAACCUGAGAGCACAACUCCCAUCACAGAGACACUCUCAACGCCAAAUCCCUCAUUUGACGUGAGAUUUGAUCGACAACCUUCCACUCCGGGAUUUGUUCCUCUGCCACCAUCGAUGACCAGCCAGGUGGGAGCAGCUCUCUGUGUGGGACAGUUCAAUUGCUCCAACGACUUCUGUGUGCCGCAGGAUGCAAUUUGCGAUGGGAAGAAUGACUGUGGGAACUGGAAGGAUGAGUCUGAUUGUGAUCACAUUGGCUUCGAAAUGAGACUCUCCAGCGAUCAGGGAGCAGCCCACGAGGGACGUUUGGAGGUGAAAGUUUUCGGGCAAUGGGGCUACGUUUGUGAUGACAAAUUCGACAUGCGGGAUGCAGAUGUAAUCUGCCGGGAACUGGGAUUCCCCCUGGGAGCUGCAGAAGUUCGUGGGAAUUCCUACUAUCCGCCGCAUCAGAGUAUGCUUCGUGGGGAUGACAGUGCAAUCUUCCUGGUGGACGAACUAGACUGUCGUGGUAGUGAGAAGUCGCUCCGGGAAUGUGAUUUCAGCGGUUGGGGCGUCCACGAUUGCAAUGCUGAGGAAGUCGUGGGAGUUGUGUGCAAAGUUCCCGUGAUGACGUGCCCCCUGGACUACUGGCUGUGUGACACAUCGCAGGAAUGCAUCCCAAUGAGCUUCCUGUGUGACAACGUGCCGGACUGUACGGAUCAUUCGGAUGAGGAUCAGAAGCACUGUGCUGCAGCUGUGGAGGUGCGUCUUGUGGGUGGGCAGAGCAAUCAAGAGGGACGUGUGGAGAUUAAGUAUCGUGAGAUUUGGGGCACAAUUUGCGAUGAUGAUUUCAAUGCCGAAGAAGCGGCUGUUGUUUGUCGAUCUCUUGGCUUCCACGGGCCAGCACAGGUGCUGAAGAAUACCUUUGGUCCGGGCAGUGGGAUUAUCUGGCUGGAUCAGGUGGAUUGUGUGGGCAAUGAGACUUCCAUUGAAGACUGCUCCCACUGGCAUUGGGGAGAGCAUAAUUGCGCCCACACGGAAGACGUGGGGAUCCGAUGUUCACACGGACAACCAACGCAGUACAGCGGAAGGCAUCUCAAUACCCAACAGUUCUCUUCCCAGCUUGACUCGAGGAUUUCUGUGACCAUCCCUGAGGGGAGUAUCAAAGUUCAAUUCCCUCCAGCUGAAUGUGGUCAGGUUAAGGUAACGCCCAGGGAGAAUGAAUGGGGCAGGAAUGUUGGGUACAAAGUGAUCAACGGCACACAUGCUCAGCCGGGAUUCCAUCCCUGGCAGGCAGCCAUCCGUGUUCGUGGUCAGGGGAAAUCUUCCCAUUGGUGUGGAGCAGUUCUCAUCUCUGAGCAGCAUCUCCUAACAGCUGCCCACUGUCUUGUGGGCUUCCCCAAGGGUGCCUACUUCAUUCGCCUCGGUGAUCAUCACGCAGAAGUGGUGGAACCCACAGAGGUGGAGGCAUUCAUUGAGAAUCUCUAUAUCCACGAGGACUUCCGCAGUGGGCAUCACAUGAACAACGACAUUGCCAUCAUUGUACUGAAGAAGCCCGUUCCCUACACAGACUACAUUCAGCCCAUUUGUCUGCCCACACGGAACACCUACUACUUCCCAGGGAUGACGUGCACCAUCUCCGGCUGGGGAUCAAUCCAGUCCGGCAAGUCAAAUGUUUCAGCUGCUUCCCUGGAGCUCAGAGCAGGCACAGUGCCGAUUCUCUCAGACGACACCUGCCGGGAGCCCCAUGUCUACGGGAAUGUCAUCACGGGUGGGAUGUUCUGUGCUGGGAGUCUCGAUGAAGGAGUUGAUUCAUGUAUGGGUGAUUCUGGUGGUGGACUUGUGUGCCAAAGUGAAGGAAUCCACAAGUUGUACGGAAUCAUCUCGUGGGGUCAGCACUGUGGCUAUGCCAAUAAACCCGGUGUGUACGUGAAGGUGGCGGAGUAUAUCGAUUGGAUUUGGGACAAACUCAACGGUACUGCUACUCCGGUUGCUCUCUGAGAGAAUCCCCCCAUUUCGGUGGAUUCCUUUCUUCGUAUUAAGUUUUUAUUUUUUUUAAUGCCACUUUAGACGCUCCUUAGAACUAUAUGGACUAGCAUUUAAAAACAGGGAAGCUUUGUGAAUUAAAUUAAAUUGAAAAAAAAAA